Aspergillus steynii IBT 23096 is the source of this 414-nucleotide messenger RNA. Its product is annotated as putative RING finger domain protein. The transcript is spliced from 3 exons. The record is from RefSeq and is a predicted model, not a curated record. Lineage: Eukaryota; Fungi; Ascomycota; Eurotiomycetes; Eurotiales; Aspergillaceae. Gene Ontology annotation, biological process: protein ubiquitination. The coding region runs from base 1 to 414 and encodes 137 amino acids. Gene Ontology annotation, molecular function: ubiquitin protein ligase activity.
AUGGCCAUUGUCUUGGGAAUCGGACUCGGUGUGGUAUCGUUAAUCAUCAUGUGUUUGCUAUUAACCAUCUUCGUCAACCGCCGAGAGCGUCGACCCUCCAAGAGCAAAGACUCGAACGACAAGCUGCGCAAACUGGACGCCGUCUCGCCCACGCGCACGCUGGAAGAAUGGUGGUCCAAGGCCAAAGGGCCGCUGCUGCCCUCCGACUGCGUGGACGGAACAUUUAUCUGCGUGGUCUGCCUGGAGUCGGUGCUACGUUCCCAAGAAAUCCGCGAACUCAAAUGCCUGCAUGUUUUCCACAAGGAAUGUCUGGAGAAGUGGUACCUCCAGGACCAUUUCAACUGCCCGCUCUGCCAUCGGGCCUAUUACAUUCAAGAAACGCAUCCCAGUAACGACUUUGUAUGGAUGGUAUGA